GACACGUCUUGAUAGGAAAACAUGCGCCUCGUGCACAUUGCAGAAAGCUUCUUCUCCUUCCUCUUGGAGUGGUUCAUAGUUCUGCACAGAUUGAGGUUUCAUUAUAUACCCAGCUAACGAUUAAAGUGUUAGCAUACUGCAAGCCCAUGCAUUUUGGUUUAUGCAGUUCACGCAUUUUAUGUGUUCGUGUGUGUGCUGUCAGUUUCUUACGUGUGUGUGGUCUUAAAACAACUUUAAGCAUGCCUAAAAGAGCCAAGAAGAAUGAGGAAGCUGUCGAGGGGGAGACUGGCAAUGAACCUGCAAAGAAAGAGAAAAAGGGGAAGGAGCCAGAGGCCCCAAUUCUGUAUGAAGAUCCUCCAGAUAAGACGUCCAGUAAAGAUGGCCGAGCGUCUAACAUGAAGAUCACCUCCUGGAAUGUGGACGGUCUGCGUGCGUGGGUCAAAAAGAAAGGCCUUGAUUGGGUGCGUAAGGAGGAUCCAGAUGUGCUGUGUCUGCAGGAGACUAAGUGUGCUGAGAAAGCCCUGCCAUCAGAGAUCACUGACAUGCCUGAGUAUCCACACAAGUACUGGGCUGGAUCAGAGGAGAAGGAGGGCUACAGCGGAGUCGCCAUGCUCUGCAAGACUGAACCGCUCCGUGUCACCUAUGGUAUUGGUAAAGAGGAACAUGGUAAAGAAGGUCGGGUGAUCACUGCUGAGUUUCCAUCUUUCUUCCUGGUCACAGCGUAUGUGCCUAAUGCCAGUCGUGGUUUGGUGCGACUCGACUACCGUAAGACCUGGGAUGUGGAUUUCCGGGCCUACCUGAGUGUCUUGGACCAGCGCAAGCCCCUGGUGCUGUGUGGAGAUCUGAAUGUGGCCCACCAAGAGAUUGAUCUCAAAAACCCCAAGGGUAACCGCAAGAACGCAGGCUUCACCCCUGAGGAGCGUGAGGGCUUCACCAAACUUCUGGAGGCUGGUUUUACUGACAGUUUUCGGGAGCUGUAUCCAGAACAAGCCAAUGCCUACACCUUCUGGACCUACAUGAUGAACGCUCGAGCCAAAAACGUUGGGUGGCGUUUGGACUACUUUUUGCUGUCAUCAGCCUUGCUUCCAGGUCUGUGUGACAGCAAGAUCCGAAACACAGCCAUGGGAAGUGACCACUGUCCUAUAACCUUGUAUUUGGCAGUGUAGAUAAGGUUUCUCACGGCCCCAAGCUUUUCAGUUUCAUCAGUUUCAAGGAUCUAGUCCUGUUAGACCUAGAAUACUAUUUCCUUUCUAAAAACCAAAUACAGGCCCAUAUGUAGGAAUAUGUGUGGUGCAGACACAUUAAAAGGAGACGUGGAUAAAUUGCAAUUAUUCUGCUUUUAUUGGUUGCCUGAAAUCAGAUUUUGACACUAAAUUAUCACAAAAAAUCGUAAUUUCAAGCUCUUAAUCCACUUUAUAUUUGCAAUGUUUUAAAAAAAACAACAACAUAUUUUAUCUAAAUGACAAACCCUGCCAAACUCAUCAGUGUUGAUCAUAGCAAAACGUUUUGAAGCUUGUAAAAGGAUAUAUGCAAGGAUAUAUGAUGUGUAUGAUUUGAAUGAAGUUAAAGAUCUUUGGUCUAGCAAAAUAGAUUUUGUCUUUGGUGCUAUUUUAACAUCUGGAUUUUACAUUACUCGUGAUUUAGUGAAGUUAGUGGUGGUUAAAUGUUACAUAUGCCACUUUGUUUCAAAAGACCAAUGAUUUUGCUUAUGUGCUUUUUUUUUCUCCCCGAGUAUGUCUGUCUUUAGCCAUUUUUUUCAGAUUUUGAACUAA
Carassius auratus (goldfish) is the source of this 1772-nucleotide messenger RNA. Its product is annotated as DNA-(apurinic or apyrimidinic site) lyase-like. The transcript is spliced from 6 exons. Gene Ontology annotation, biological process: base-excision repair. The record is from RefSeq and is a predicted model, not a curated record. Bases 147 to 1166 code for a protein of 339 amino acids. Gene Ontology annotation, molecular function: double-stranded DNA 3'-5' DNA exonuclease activity; phosphoric diester hydrolase activity; DNA-(apurinic or apyrimidinic site) endonuclease activity. Gene Ontology annotation, cellular component: nucleus. Lineage: Eukaryota; Metazoa; Chordata; Actinopteri; Cypriniformes; Cyprinidae.